AUGGCUAAUGAUCUGUGGAUGCAGCUCUUCCUUAGUGCAGAAGCUGGUUUUCUCUCUGAGGGUUUGUUUGAUCAUUUUCCUAUGGUGUUAUCUGUGUAUCCAUGUAAUAACACUGCAAGGAAACCUUUUAGAUACUUUGACAUGUGGAAGCAUGCUGAUGGCUACACUGAGUUGGUUAAAUCUAAUUGGCAUAAGCCUGAUGUGGGUACUUCAAUGUAUCAGGUGGUAAUGAAGAUAAGAAGAAUGAAGGGGGUGUUCAAGCAAUUGAACAAAGAUGGAUUCUAUGAUAUCCAAGCAGCUAAUUUGAAAGCAUUGCAUGAACUGGCUCAGUGCCAGAGAGAGUUGCAUAUGAAUCCAAAUGAUAGUGAUAUUGUUGAUAAGGAAACUGCAGCUGCAAAUCAAUACAGGAUUGUGCAUUCUGUGUACCUAUCUUUUUUGAGACAAAAAUCUAAAGAGGCAUGGGCCAAGGGGGGUGAUGAGAAUAGUGCUAUCUUCCACAAGAGUAUUAGGGCUAGAGUUCUUCAAAAUUCUGUUUAUGCCAUUCAUGACAUGGAGGGGAACUGGGUGUGUGAUGAGCAGUCCGUGGCUAAUGCCUUCUUGCAGUACUAUCAGAAACUCUUGGGGUCCAAUACAGCUCAUAGAAGCUGCAUUAUGCCUGAGAUUGUUGCUGCUGGACCUAUUUUGAAUACUGUACAAGGUCAAUGUUUGACUACACAAGUCACUGGUGAUGAGGUGAAGGCUGCUAUGUUUGCCAUUAAUGGGGACAAAGCACCUGGACUGAUGGUUUUGGGAGCCACUUCUUUAAGGAGAAUUGGCACAUUGUGGGUGGGGAUAGAUAAACUCUACAACCAUUACCUUGAUCCCAAAGACCAAGUGUCCUACUAG
Molecule: messenger RNA, 885 nt
Organism: Spinacia oleracea (spinach)
Lineage: Eukaryota; Viridiplantae; Streptophyta; Magnoliopsida; Caryophyllales; Amaranthaceae
Exons: 1
Coding region: 1-885 (294 amino acids)
Source: RefSeq, a predicted model, not a curated record